UGAUAUAGUAAAUUGACUAAAUUAUUUCUUUGCAAAAAAAUUGUGGAUAAAAUCCCUAAAUUAAAUCGUUUGAUAUAAAAGAAAAGUAUUAAUUUUUUUUUUAAUUUUGUGGACCUUUAUUUACUUUGUUCUACAGCUUAGGAAAUUUGAAUCGGACUUUUAUAUUACAUGUAUGGUUGUAACGUUACAUGACAGUGAAUCUUUAUUACAGUUUUAAGUGGGUAAUUAAAUGUUGGCAGAGUUGGUUGGCUGUUACCACUCCUUUACCAAAUUAAGCUUCUUCGGUGUUUGAAGAAACAGUUCACUUCUCUUCAUCCAUUCGGCUUCCAAACUCGUCAUCCCUGAAAUCGAAGAGAACCAUGUCCAUUACCCCUAAAUUCGUGAAAUUUAUCGGGGAAUCAGAUUUGGCUGAAGAUGAAAUGCUCCUUCCACCCCUGUUUCGGGCCAAAGUGUCGAAUCUAUUCCCCACGGCUGUGCAGCUGUUCUUCCGUAAUGGGUUCAAUGUUUGGGUUGGAUAUGAUAAUGACGAUGGAGUGUUCAAAGGUGUUGGAAAGAUCUAUCGGAAAUUUGGUUUGAAGAAAGGGCAAACGUUAUUGUUCGAGUACGUGAGCAUGUUCAACUUCAAAGUUUUCAUUUUCGGAGCUGACUUAACCGAGAUUAACUAUCCAGUAAACCCUCCCAUCCUUGAUUGGAGUCAUGGCACAGAAGAUGUUAAGCAUGAUGGAGGUUUGAAGUUUCUUUAUGUUCUUAGCUGUGGCCAGGAGAUUGUUGAUGAGGUGGGGGUACCCUGGGGUCUGGUAGCUGGUUUUGGUAAUGCUAUUCCACCAACAGUGGAAUUCAUUUUGAAUGAUGGGACUAUGUUCCUUGGAAAAUUCAUCCAGCAGGAAUGUAAGCUCACCGGUUUAUACCGACUAACUAAGCUGAACUUAAGUAAGAUUCAGGUGCUGGUGUUUACUUAUAAUGGUGACCGUACCUUUAAGAUUAAUAUCAUUGAUAUAUCAAUGACUGAAGGUCUACAAUCUGCUGUUGAAGGGGAAGAUGGAACCUCUGUAACACCUCCAAAUGUAUCACUGGAGGAUCCUGACCAAUGUACGUACUUUGAAUUUGAGAUUAAGCCAUUUCACAUGCUGAAAUACGCCCACGGAGUGGACAUUCCUUCCUUCUUCAAAGGUUUGACUGAUCUGUGGGGUAAGAAUGAUGUCAUAAAUGUUUCCAAAGGAAGAAGGUGCUGGGCUUUAGCUGUUAAGAAAAGGUUUGACUACAAAAGGCCUUCAAUUCUUGAUGGAUGGAUCGAGUUCCGGGAUGCAUUGAAGCUUGAAGUUGGUGAUGUAUGUGUUUUCAGCAUGAAGGGGAGAAACAUAAGGGAGUUCAGUGUCCAGGUUAUUAGGAAGAUGUAGUAUGUUUUCGAUUAGUCUGUGUAUCUUAUGAUGCUUAUGCAAAACUAAUCCUUAUGUGCAUGCUUAAGUAUUGGUGAACCUGAUGAAUUUUAUGCAGUCUAUUAUGUUGACAUUGACGUUGCAAAAUGAAUAUUUGUAA
Daucus carota subsp. sativus is the source of this 1536-nucleotide messenger RNA. RefSeq lists its product as uncharacterized. The transcript has 7 exons. Bases 360 to 1397 code for a protein of 345 amino acids. The record is from RefSeq and is a predicted model, not a curated record. NCBI's taxonomy places the organism in Eukaryota, Viridiplantae, Streptophyta, Magnoliopsida, Apiales, Apiaceae. Gene Ontology annotation, molecular function: DNA binding.